AAUGCAGCGGGAUUUAGGAAGCUUUCCGUUGUCUCCAGGUGUGCGGGUGAAACUGGUGUCUGCAGGUUUCCAGACUGCUGAGGAGCUCCUGGAGGUGAAACCCUCCGAGCUCAGCAAAGAAGUUGGGAUUUCUAAAGAACAAGCCUUGGAAACACUGCAAAUUAUAAGAAGAGAACGUCUCACAAAUAUACCAAGAUGUGCUGGUCCAUCUGAGUCAGGCAAGCAGUGUACAGCACUGGAGCUUCUCGAACAGGAGCAUACCCAGGGCUUCAUAAUUACCUUCUGUUCAGCACUUGAUAAUAUUCUUGGGGGUGGAAUACCCUUAACCAAAACAACAGAAAUUUGUGGUGCACCAGGUGUUGGAAAAACACAAUUAUGUAUGCAGUUGGCAGUAGAUGUGCAGAUACCAGAAUGCUUUGGAGGAGUGGCAGGUGAAGCAGUUUUUAUUGACACAGAGGGAAGUUUUAUGGUUGAUAGAGUGGUAGACCUUGCUACUGCCUGCAUUCAGCACCUUCAGCUUAUAGCAGGAACACACAAAGAAAAGG
Orycteropus afer afer is the source of this 545-nucleotide messenger RNA. RefSeq names its product DNA repair protein RAD51 homolog 3-like. Gene Ontology annotation, molecular function: crossover junction DNA endonuclease activity; four-way junction DNA binding; ATP binding. Lineage: Eukaryota; Metazoa; Chordata; Mammalia; Tubulidentata; Orycteropodidae. The record is from RefSeq and is a predicted model, not a curated record. Gene Ontology annotation, biological process: DNA repair; reciprocal meiotic recombination; meiotic DNA recombinase assembly. Gene Ontology annotation, cellular component: Rad51C-XRCC3 complex; Rad51B-Rad51C-Rad51D-XRCC2 complex; replication fork.